ACACCAAUCAAUGACGCCGACACACAUGGUCUGGCCAACACUUUAAAAACAACAACACAUUCCUCCUCCAGAUGACGAGCUGCCUGGUGGAGGAGACUCGUGAGGUAUGGGAGACACAGGAGAUGGGGAGAGACAGAAGAAAUAGACAAGAGGAGACACAGUAGAGACUUGAAGGAGGCGUGAUCCAAGACCAGUGUCAGCGUCGUCUUUAUUUACGUUACUAAAACAGUUAUGGAUUCUCUAGACUUCAACCUCUCGCCCACAAAUAAAAAGAGUUCUCCUCGGAAAGGUCGUCGUUCUAUGGGCUCUGACUCCAUGGGUAAUGAUGACCCUGGUGUUUCUGCCUCUCCAUUGAAGACAAGCACAUCAUCACCGAGGGAAGCCCUCGUCUCAGGUCCUCCUGCAGGGAGGCGAGCUGGAGGUUGGGCAAACUCAGCCAAAACUGGGGGCUUUGGGCCACCUCAAGAGGAUAAAAGGUUUCACCAUGACUCAGACUCAGACACAGAAAUUCCUGUGAUCCCAGACCUGGAUGAUGUGGUGGAGGAGGAUUUUACUCAGCAGAUUGCUCAGGCUCCCAGUGUGGCUGUCAACCUGGUAGCCACAUACAAGGAACUGGACUCCGAUCUGUUGCGUCAUGCUGCCUUCUCAACCUUGGAUGAUAUAGACUUGCGACAACUCACCAACUCCCUGGCAAAUGAGGCUGAUAUACGAGAGCCAGACAUACAGUGGAAGUGGGACACGAUCUUCACUGAGGUUUCAUCGGAGCUGCGCAGUGAGUGGGAGCCAAGCGAUGAAACAAGUGAACGGGAAACCAUUCCAUGAGUUGGUCUGAGGGAUCUGAAGUUUAUUUGUGUUGGUAUGAGGGAUCUGAAGUUUAAUUAAUUAUGCUUUUGUUUUCUUACAUUUUCAUUAGUUCUGUUGUCAUGUGGGAAGACUUAAGGCCUACAAUAUAAGUAAAGUUACAAGAAAGCACAAAGAUAAGUGGAAGCAAGGUCAUAUAAGAUCAUUAUGAGAGUUUCAUUUACUGUAUUAAGUGUGAUAGUGAAAUUUUUCUAAUGCAAGAAAUGGCAGCUACAGUAUAUGAUGAAUCUUAAACAAAAGACUAAACCAAGCAUAUAAUGGUUGUAUGUUCCUCGUGUUCCACAAUUCAAACAAAACUCCGUCCAUUUUGUGAUAAAUCUGCGAAAUAUCGGAAUUGCACAUUAGAUUAAUUAUUUUUAUUUAGAGGAUGGAGUAUAGUUUAUUAAGAGGUUUAUGUAGCAGUGAUGUAGGCGAUACUACUAACAACACGACCUGUAUUUACAAUUUUAGCCUUUGUGGAUCACCUGAAGAUUAGCUGACCUAGAUAGUUUUGGGAUAGUUAAACUUCAGGAUGGUUAAACUGGGGGGUGAACCUUCCGGUGAGCACUUGGAGGCUAUUAUUCUUGUGAUCUUUAAAGACUAAAAUUGCAGAUGGUCUUGACUACAUCACUGAUAGGUAGUUAUUUAUUUUAGUGUAAGGUCGGAGGUGAAGGAGGAAUGAUGAUACUAAAUGUCAAGCCAGAGAAAUGAAUCACCUAAGGGCUGAUUUUUUAAUGGAAUGAGUAGCAGUGAGAGGUAUGUUUGGUAUGGGAUGACUGAGAGGGCCGAGGAUGUGAAUUGUUGAAUGAGUGAAGAGAGGGAAUGCUCCGAUGUACUAACAAGACAGACAAAAAAGUGACUUGAGAUGUGUUUAUUGUACCAUUAUAUUUAUUUCAAAAUUGCCAGACUUUAACUGUGCUUUGUUUUGUUUUUUAACUUUGGUCAUUUAUCCAGUUCUCACCUGGAGCGCCUCAAUGGAAAACAAUGCCUGAGGAUAGGAAGCCAAAGAGGAUAUACAGUAUACAGUAUAGAGGUUAAGUAGCACUAAGUACAUGUAUUGGGUAGACAGAGACAACCUACAUUAUGUUUUUUUAAAUGAAGCAUUACCACAAGGAGGAAAUAGCAGUAGGGGAAGGGGAGGGGGGAACAUCUACCCAGUGAGAGUAACAUGGUGGUGUUUGACUGCUCAGGGAGGAGCUGCCAAGGAAGGAGUGAGGCAUCAUUGAUGUUAGGUGAUCACUUAUCAUGAAAUGUGUAAUGGGGAUGGAUUUAUACGCUGUCUGCAAUGAAACAUGUGUUGCAUUUUGUAAUUUUAUGAGUAUACCCCCUGUAUACUGUAUUUUACUUAAUAUUAUUGUACACGGUGUGCUUAAUAUAUGUUUGUUUCUGAUGAGUGUGUUGUCUUAGAAUCAAGAUCUCUUUGAUUUUCUUGUUUUGUAUAACUGCACUGGCUGUCAGUUACCACCAAAUAUUGUACAGUCAGCCAGCCACAUAACAUACAGGUCCCUGAUUACCGCUGGGUAGACCGAAAUAAAAGUUAAAAAGAAACUUGUUAAUAUUUUCAUACUGCUUCGGGAUUAAUCUUUGACCACUUACGUGUGAGGAAAGUUUGCUAACUACCACACUAGUUGCAUCAAUAAACUCAUACUGUAUAACAUG
Homarus americanus (American lobster) is the source of this 2499-nucleotide messenger RNA. It is a transcript of the gene IFT43, whose product is annotated as intraflagellar transport protein 43 homolog. Gene Ontology annotation, cellular component: cilium; intraciliary transport particle A. NCBI's taxonomy places the organism in Eukaryota, Metazoa, Arthropoda, Malacostraca, Decapoda, Nephropidae. The record is from RefSeq and is a predicted model, not a curated record. The transcript has 7 exons. The coding region runs from base 232 to 822 and encodes 196 amino acids. Gene Ontology annotation, biological process: intraciliary retrograde transport.